Haliotis rubra (blacklip abalone) is the source of this 1405-nucleotide messenger RNA. RefSeq names its product zonadhesin-like. Bases 1 to 1338 code for a protein of 445 amino acids. Gene Ontology annotation, molecular function: protein binding. The transcript has 14 exons. Lineage: Eukaryota; Metazoa; Mollusca; Gastropoda; Lepetellida; Haliotidae. The record is from RefSeq and is a predicted model, not a curated record.
AUGCCUUCCGAAAAGAUUGAGAUUCGUUGGCAAACGACGUUCGGUAGAGCAAUCAAAGGCGAGUUUUCCAAAACUGAUAGUAGCUGCCAACAGAGGCGCCGCAGGAAUGCGGUGACAACGCCCCAAACUGCAACGAAUACAACCUGGUCGACAUCUGCCAACAACCCCAUCUACGCCGACUGGGUCUACGCCAACUGCCGUCAGUCAUGUGGAGUGUGCGAUCAGACACCGGGGCUUAGAACGACGACUACAACUGCACCAACGAUCACAACAACGGAAGUGGUGGUCGAGUGCAAGGACAAAAUAUCGAACUGUGACGAGUACCAGGACGACAUGUGCACCAAUCCAAGCUAUCAUAACUGGGCUCAUGAGAACUGUCGACACUUCUGUGGAUUUUGUGAAGCAGGUUCAGUGACAUCAAAGACACCACCGCUGACGAAUGCAACAUCAACAACAAGAGAUCCCACCGAGAUUUGCUUCGACAGAGUAGAAUGUGAUAAAUAUGACAUCCGUGAAUCAUGUUGUGGAGCGUACGAGCCCUGGGCCAGAGAAAACUGUGCAAGAUACUGCAAGUUCUGUACUCCUUUGGUAACGCCGGCUCCAGUUUGCCACGACAAUGACCCCAACUGUCUCGCCUAUGGCGAUGACCUCUGCACCAACCCUCUCUACGAUAAAUUCGUCAAGGAAAACUGUGCGGGCACCUGCAAAGUUUGCCAUGAGCCAGAAUAUAUUCCAAGCUGCGCUCAAGGAUCAACUGCAGCAACGGCUCCGCCAACAACAGCAGCUAUCACGACAGCGGCACCAGGUGUUUGCGCGGACCUUAUCGACUGUGUCGGAUAUGACGUCAUGACAUCCUGCUGUAGCCCGUAUGAAGAAUGGGCACGGAAACACUGUCCAAAACACUGCAAAUUUUGUGUUCCUGCCGUUCCCGACGUCCCCAUCUGUCACGACACUGACCCCUUCUGUAGCCAGUACGGACACGACCUCUGCACCAACCCCGCCUACGAGCGUUUCAGACGCGAGAAUUGUGCGGGCACCUGCAAUGUCUGUGACAUGCCUGAGGCCAUCCCUCCAUGUGUCAACGCCACAGUACCUACAGGGGACACUGGAACGUGCGUCAUGGACGGCAAUCACUACCCCCAAGGAAGCUCGUGGGACAGCGCCGACUGCACGAACCACUGUCGCUGCAUCAACAGCCUUACAAACAACAUCCAGUGUGACCCCAUAGUGUGCCCCUCCCCCGUGCCGAACUGUGACCUAGUGCACAUCCCCGGUCACUGCUGCCCACUACUCCAUAACUGUAAACCCGCCCCGGGGGGAUAUAAAAUGGUGGGAUAACUUGAAGACAUGACGGGAAACAUCCGUGGAGAAUGUACUGUGAACGAAUAAAUAUCUACAGACAACA